This is a messenger RNA of Saccostrea echinata, 740 nucleotides long. RefSeq lists its product as uncharacterized. The transcript has 2 exons. The coding region runs from base 1 to 591 and encodes 196 amino acids. The record is from RefSeq and is a predicted model, not a curated record. NCBI's taxonomy places the organism in Eukaryota, Metazoa, Mollusca, Bivalvia, Ostreida, Ostreidae.
AUGGCCUGUGAUUUGCUUACUGUUCUGUGGACAACAGUACCUCUGUUCUGGAUGGUUUUAACGGCCAAUGGACAUUCACAAUUUUGUCAACUCUACGAUGAAACUAGCGAACUUUUGACUUCGACAAUUACUUUGUCAACUUCAGAAUGCAGCUUUAAUUGUGGAACCACUCCAACUUGUUCGAAAUUUAGUGUUUGCAAAAAUAUGCAUUCAGAGAACUGUACGGAGUAUAUGACGGUUUCUAAAACUAGCUGCGGACAUUCAGUGUCAAAUGUCGUUUGUAUACUUUAUACCAAGGGAAAGGACACAGAAUCUCAACCGACAACUGUACAGACAACAUCUACCAUUGUUGAAUCAACAUCUGAAAUUCAAACCACAAAGAGUACCACUGAAUCAACAACUGAGAACCCAACGACUGCUAUUACAACAACCACAACAGAAAGUACAACAGCAACACAACCAACAACAACUCAAUCAACAACAACAACAUCUACAUCAGCAACAACAACAACCUCAGCAACGACAACUACAACAGCAACGACAACUACAGAGGACCCAAUGUGUGCUGCUUUUCCAGAAUUAUGUCAGUAAAUUUAGAUUUCCAUGUGUGAAAUUGUUAAAACGCAACCAGAAAUACAGCAAAGACCAUAUGGACACCUGUGUUUAAAUUAAAUAGUGUCGUUGAGAGAUAUUUUUGAAUGGUUAACGUGGAUAACUGAAGUCUUACAUGUUAACGCUGU